UGGGAGUAGAAGCAGAAGCAGGAGCUGUAGUUGGAGCCGGAGCAAGAGGGCCAGGAGGAUGGAGGGGAGAGGAGCAAGGCCCGGCGGGGCGGCCUAUGAACGCCUCACUGCAGAGGAGAUGGAUGAACAGAGGCGGCAGAAUGUUGCCUAUCAAUAUCUCUGCCGCCUGGAAGAGGCCAAACGUUGGAUGGAGGCCUGCCUGAAGGAAGAGCUGCCUUCUCCGGUGGAGCUGGAGGAGAGCCUUCGAAAUGGGGUUAUUUUGGCCAAAUUAGGACACUAUUUUGCCCCUGAUGUGGUUCCCUUCAAAAAGAUCUAUGACUUAGAGCAAAUGCGGUAUAAGGCAACUGGCCUACAUUUCCGUCACACUGAUAACAUCAACUUCUGGCUGGCUGCAGCGUCUCACAUUGGCCUACCUAAGACUUUUCUUCCUGAGACUACAGACAUCUAUGACAAGAAGAACAUGCCACGGGUGGUCUACUGUAUCCAUGCGCUGAGUCUCUUCCUCUUCCGAUUGGGAUUGGCACCUCAGAUCCAUGACCUGUACGGUAAAGUAAAAUUUACAGAGGAGGAACUCAACAACAUGACUGCAGAGCUGGCUAAGUAUGGGCUGCAGCUGCCAGCGUUCAGCAAGAUUGGGGGCAUCCUGGCAAGUGAGCUCUCUGUGGAUGAGGCUUCUGUCCAUGCCGCCGUCCUUGCCAUCAAUGAAGCGGUGGAGAGGGGGGUGGUAGAAGACACUCUUGCUGCGCUGAAGAACCCGAACGCCAUGUUGGGGAACCUCCGGGAGCCCUUGGCUGCUGUUUACCAGGAGCUGCUAGCCCAAGUGAAGAUGGAAAAAGUCGCCAACUCCAGGAACUGUUAUGUCCAGGAUGGCGGAGAGAGCCAUGACAUCUAUGACCGAUACCUGACUCAGGCAGAGAUACAGGGCAAUAUCAACCAAGUCAAUGUUCAUGGAGCUCUGGAGGCUGUUGACGAAUCUCUGGAAAGACAGAACUCUGGGGCCUUGCUUGAAGCUCUCUGCGACUCAGCUUUGGCCCUUCGAGGAGUGAGGAGGGGUUUUGGUGACUGGUACCUGGAGCAACUGAGUUUAGACAGAGAACAGAAAGCGCUGGAGCUGGGCUUGGUAGAGCUUCUGGAGAAGGAGGAGGUCCAGGCUGGUGUGGCUGCAGCCAAUGCUAAAGGCGAUCAAGAACUUGCUAUGCUUCAGGCUGUUGGACGGAUCAAUAGAGCCAUCCGGAGAGGGCUGGCAGCAGACACGGUGAGGGAGCUUAUGUGCCCUGAAGCCCAGCUGCCUGAGGUGUACCCCUUUGCUGAAUCCAUGUACCAGCAGGAACUAAGUUUGAUUCAGCAGCAGCAGGAAGGGGAACUUGCUCAGGAGGAACUCUUUGUGGCUUUGGAGAUGCUCUCUGCUGUUGCCCUGAUUAAUCGGUGCCUGGAGGCAGGGGAUGCUGGGGGCUUCUGGAACAGUCUGGUCAGCCCAGCUUUGGGCCUGGCUGAAGUGGAUGGAGAGAAUGCCCAGCGUUAUUUUGAUGCCCUGGGAAGGCUGUGGCAGGAACGGAAUGGGGCCGGGGCCUUCCUGAGCUGGAAUGACUUGCAGGCCACUGUGAGCCAAGUCAAUGGUCAGGUCCAGGAGGAGACAGAGCAGAUCCUCGCAGUCAGUCUCAUCAAUGAAGCCCUGGAUCAGAGAAAACCAGAGAAGACCUUGACUGCCCUACUGUUGCCCUCCGCCGGCCUGGAUAAUGUCACUCUCCCUGUUGGCCCCCUAUACCACCAUAUCCUGACCUCCGCCAAGAGAAAGAAGGCCCAGGUAACAAAGGACCCUGGGGCUGUGCUGUGGUUGGAGGAGAUCCGCCAGGGAGUGGCCAAAGCUAAUCAGGGCACAGAAGCAGCUCAGAAGAUGGCCCUUGGAGUGGCUGCCAUCAACCAAGCCAUCAAGGAGGGGAAGUCAGCCCAGACAGAACGGGUAUUACGUAACCCAGCCGUGGCCCUCUAUGGGGUGGUCACAGAAUGUGCCAGUGACUACCAGAAGCUAUUGCAGGAUACCAUGGAAAGGAAGAAACAACCAGGAAACAAGCUCUUCUGGGUCCAGCAUCUGAUGAAGGAUGGCAUUGCCUACUACUUCCACCUGCAAACUUUCCAGGGGACCUGGGAACGCCCCCUUGAUUGUAUCCUAAAUACUUCCCAUCUCACUCGUGAAGAGAUCCAGGCAGCAAUCACAACAGUUACUGCCGCCCAUGACCGACACCAGCUUUGGAAUGCCAAUAUUGGCUUUAUCAUCCAGCUCCAGGCCCGGAUGCGGGGCUUCCUUGUUCGGCAGGAGUUUGCCAAGCAUUCCCAUUUCCUAAAGACCUGGCUCCCAGCCAUUAUUAAGAUUCAGGCUCAUUGGAGAGGUUACCAGCAGAGGAAGAUCUACCGAGAACGGAUGAGGUUCUUAAAGGCAAAUGUGGCUUCUGUGAUGAAGAUCCAAGCCUGUGCCCGGAUGUGGGUGGCUCGGAAGAGGUAUCAGGAAAGACUAAAUUUUUUCGAGGAGAAUAUUAAUUCAGUUGUGAAGAUCCAGGCAUUUUUCCGAGCCAGGAGAGCCCGGGAUGACUAUAGGAUGCUAAUCCACGAUCAGCACCCCCCUGUCAGUGUGGUGUGUCGAUUUGCCCACCUCCUGGACCAGAGGCAGCAGGAUUUCUGGGAAGAGGCGGAGCUGCUGAAGCUCCAGGAGGAGGUGGUCAGGAAAAUCCGGUCCAACCAGCAACUGGAGCAAGACCUCAACCUGAUGGACAUCAAGAUUGGUCUGCUGGUGAAGAACAGAGUCACGCUGCAGGAGGUUGUUUCACACAGCAAGAAGCUGACCAAGAAGAACAAGGAGCAUCUGUCAGAUAUGAUGGUGCCAGACAGGCGGAAAGGACUAAAGUCACUGAGCAAAGAGAAACGGCAGAAAUUAGAGGCUUACCAACACCUCUUCUACCUGCUCCAGACCCAGCCCAUCUACCUGGCCAAGCUGAUCUUCCAGAUGCCACAGAACAAGACCACAAAAUUUAUGGAGUCGGUCAUUUUCACCCUGUACAAUUAUGCCUCCAAUCGACGAGAAGCCUACCUCCUUCUCCAGCUCUUUAAGACUGCUCUCCAGGAGGAAAUCAAAUCCAAAGUUGAACAGCCCCAGGAUAUGGCGAUGGGCAACCCAACAGUAGUCAAGCUGGUGGUUAGCUUCUACCGCAAUGGCCGGGGACAGAGCGCACUGCGAGAGAUCUUGGGCGAGGUGAUCCAGAGUGUCCUUGAGGACAGGACACUCAGUGUCCACACCGACCCCAUUCACCUCUAUAAGACCUGGAUCAACCAGAUGGAGGCCCAGACUGGGCAGCGGAGCCACCUUCCCUAUGAUGUUACCCCUGAGCAGGCCCUGAGUCAUCCUGAGGUCCAGAGAAGGAUGGACAUCUCCCUACGAAAUCUUCUUUCUGUGACAGAGAAGUUUCUUGCAGCUAUCACCUCAUCCGUGGACCAGAUUCCGUAUGGGAUGCGUUAUGUUGCAAAGGUCCUGAAGACUUCCCUGGCUGAGAAGUUUCCCAGUGCUACAGAAAGUGAGAUCUGUAAGGUAGUAGGGAACCUCUUGUACUACCGAUUCCUGAACCCAGCCGUGGUAGCCCCCGAUGCCUUCGACAUCGUGGACCUGGCAGCAGGUGGGGCCCUAACAUCCUCCCAGCGCCACGUCUUGGGGGCCAUAGCCCAGCUCCUCCAGCAUGCUGCAGCCGGCAAGCCCUUCUCUGGGGAGAAUGGGCACCUUCGGGUUCUGAACUCCUACCUGGAGGAGACACACCUCAAGUUCAGGAAGUUCAUCUGCAAAGCCUGUCGCGUACCAGAGCCUGAGGAACGCUUCGCCAUGGACGAGUACUCAGAUAUGGUGGCUGUGGCCAAGCCUAUGGUCUACAUCACCGUGGGAGAGCUCAUUAACACCCACAGGCUGCUGCUGGAGCAUCAGGACUCAAUCGCCCCAGAUCACCGGAACCCUCUGCAUGAGCUCUUGGAGGAUUUAGGGGAGCUGCCUACCAUCCCAGCCCUGAUAGGAGAGAAUUUGGCAUCAGACGGGAACCCGGACAUGAGCCAGUUGGAAAUAUCCCUGACACUCACCAACAAAUUUGAGGGCCUUGAGACUGACCCUGAAGACACUAACAUAAGGAGCCUUUUGCUAAGCACCAAGCAGAUGUUGGUUGAUAUCAUCCAGUUCCAGGCAGGAGAUUCCCUUCAGGACAUCCUGUCUCUUUUACCAUCAGAAGAACAGGAAACUGCCCAUCGCUUACUGAUGUCCCGACGCCAGGCCUUUGAAGCCCAGACCCCAGAGCCACUGAAACGGCGUCGAUCUCUGGCUGCCCACUCCCUCCUGUCAAUACGAGAAAAGCAGCGGAGGGUCCUGAAGAACCUUCGUCACCUGGAGAGCUUGGGACGCCUGACUUCUGCUGACGGCUACCAGGGGCUGGUGGAUGAGAUAGUCCAGGAUAUUCGAAACCAGCGCCGUUACCGGCAGAGGAGAAGAGUAGAGCUGGUGAAGCUUCGGGCCACUUACCAGGGCCUGCAGGCCAAGACAGCCUUCUACGAGGAGCAGGGCGACUACUACAACCAGUACAUCCGCACCUGUCUGGACAACCUGGCCCGCGGCAGCAAGAAUGACAAAAAGGGGAAGAAACAGCCAUCUCUGCGUUACACCGCUGCCCAGCUCUUUGAAAAGGGAGUCUUGGUGGAAAUUGAAGACUUGCCAGUCACUCAUUUUCGCAAUGUCAUCUUUGACAUCAUUCCUGGGGAAGAGGCAGGAAAGUUUGAGGUGAAUGCCAAGUUCAUGGGUGUGGACAUGGAGAGAUUCCAGGUUCACUACCAGGACCUCCUCCAGCUCCAAUAUGAAGGCGUGGCCAUCAUGAAACUCUUCAACAAGGCCAAAGUCAAUGUCAAUCUCCUCAUCUUUCUUCUCAAUAAGAAGCUAUUCCUGAAAUGAUGGGUGGGGGGAGAAGCAUGAAACAUCCCUUUACCCCAUUCCAGCUGUUUUAACCAAAGAUGCGCCAACUAAAGCACCGAACUGCAAAGACCCCAACACCCGGCAUCCUGGCUGACUCAUUCUCUCCCCAUGGCAGGAGCUCGUACUUUGGGGAGGGGGUUGGUGGCAGAGGGAGGGGCAGCUUUUUGCUUCUUCCUUCAUUCCUCCUGUACUCCAGAAUCAUAGAUAACCUCGGAGUUGGGAAGGAAACACAGGUCAUGUAAUCUGACCCAGACUUUAUGUGUGCAUGCACGCAUGUGUGCGCGUGUGCGUGCACGCACACACACACACACACACACGGUACUCCAGCUUCUGCCCAAAGAACUCCACACCAAUGGGGAGCUUACUACUUCCCAAGACUAUCUAUUGACAUCAAGCCUAAAUCUGCCUCUCCAUGGUUUCCACCCAAGUAGAACAAGAAUAACCUGUCUUCCAUGGGUUGGCCCAACCCCAUUUGCCUUCACCAGAUCUUCCCAUGGCAUUGGGUCCUCGGUCCCCUCACAAUGCUGGUCACUCCCUCCCUGGACACACUCCAGCUUGAACAGAAUACAGGACUCCUGAUGUAUUGUGACCGUGGCAAAGAAUAGCACGACUGUAGCGCCUCGGACAGGAAGCCUCUGCUGGCCAGAGUCCAACCUACAGAAAGAGGAAUUCAGGCACAAUUGUUGAUUUUAGCCCUUUGCUCUUGAUUCUCCACACCCUAGGUGUGGGACCAUGUAUUUGGACUAAUUGGGGGGGCUGGGGGGAGGUUAAAGUGAUAGCACCUGCUGCACUCUAGUGGCUGACUUUAGUAUUGCAAGCACAAUCCCUGGGCCACCCCCCCUAGUCAAGGAGUAUAGAUUUAGAGCUAGGCAGAAACUUAGAGGUCAUCCUGCCCAACCCAUCGUUUUACAAGUGAAGACAUUGAGGCCCAUAGAUGAAGUGACUUGUGAUGGUCACAUAGUAAGUGGCAGAGCCCAAUCUGAACCCAGGCCUUAUGAUUAUAGAUCCAGAGAGCCCAAACCUAACACCUCAGUUUCCCAGGGAAAGCUCUCCAGCAAUUGGAAACGCCUAAACCCCAGCUCCAAUGUGCCCCUCCAUUCUGAACUAUUUUUUCACAACAAUCUAAUCCAGAAACAUCUAUUAAGCACCUACCAUGUGCCAGGCACUGUGCUGGGGAUACAAAAAGAAGCAAAAGAUGGGCCCUGCCCUCAAGAAGCUUACCAUCUAAUGGGUUGAAAAAAGAGAGGUGGUAUAGAAUUACUACUUGGUGCCAGUGGCAGCUCUUUCUCCCUGUUAUGGUUGAUAAAGCUUAGUCUAUUUUAACCUCUAAUCUCAUUCCUCCUCCACCCUACCCUUGUUUAAAAAAAUUACUUUAUUCUUGGGUCAAUAGGAUAUUUAUUUCCCCACUACCAUCACUCAGAAUGAUUGUAUAUUCCCAGCCCUAGUGUUCAUUAUCUUCCGUAUAUUUGAGCUCACUUUACAUGUGGGCCAAAAGGAGUCUUUUAUUCUAUACCCAUACUAAUAGAAAACUCAUAAUGUUCCCUUUAUAUUUAAAAAUCACUUAUUUGGGGCAAUAGGAUUCUCUUUCUUCAACUUUUUAUGUUCAGUUUGAUAUAGUAUAUAUGGUUUUCCCUUUCCCCCUCUUUUCUCUUGACUUCCAGUUCCCAGAUUUUUGUUCUGUGAUUUAUCCAUGUGGCCUGUCCAGAUCUGUUGGCCUGACACUACGUUUCUUCUUGGCCAUCUGUUCUUCCUUCCCUUUCUCCAUCCACCCAAUUUCUGUCUUUUUACCCUUCUGGCUUUGUUUUGAAUAAAAUCUGCUGUUGUAACCACA
Messenger RNA from Vombatus ursinus (common wombat), 6818 nucleotides. RefSeq names its product IQ motif containing GTPase activating protein 3 (gene IQGAP3). The record is from RefSeq and is a predicted model, not a curated record. Bases 59 to 4966 code for a protein of 1635 amino acids. Gene Ontology annotation, molecular function: calmodulin binding; actin filament binding; GTPase activator activity. NCBI's taxonomy places the organism in Eukaryota, Metazoa, Chordata, Mammalia, Diprotodontia, Vombatidae. Gene Ontology annotation, biological process: regulation of actin cytoskeleton organization; regulation of GTPase activity. The transcript is spliced from 38 exons. Gene Ontology annotation, cellular component: cytoplasm.